This is a messenger RNA of Drosophila rhopaloa, 1085 nucleotides long. RefSeq names its product omega-amidase NIT2. Gene Ontology annotation, biological process: L-glutamine metabolic process; oxaloacetate metabolic process. Gene Ontology annotation, cellular component: mitochondrion. The coding region runs from base 82 to 933 and encodes 283 amino acids. NCBI's taxonomy places the organism in Eukaryota, Metazoa, Arthropoda, Insecta, Diptera, Drosophilidae. The transcript is spliced from 2 exons. Gene Ontology annotation, molecular function: omega-amidase activity. The record is from RefSeq and is a predicted model, not a curated record.
CCCUGCCAUCACCUGUUGUUGUUUUGCUUGUGGUUGCAAUUGUUAUCAAACCGCAAACAGAUAACAUUUAAUAGCAGCAAUAUGAGCAAAGUCAGCAACAUCAUGCGUUUGGUGCUGUUGCAACUGCGGGGAUCCAAGGACAAGGUAGCCAAUGUCAAAAAUGCUGCCAGGACAAUUGAAGCGGCGGUCAAGGAGCACCACCCACGAUUGAUCACCCUGCCUGAGUGUUUCAAUGCUCCCUACGGCACGAAGUACUUCAGGGAGUAUUCCGAGACCAUCCCUGAUGGCUACACCUGCCAGGAGCUCUCGAAUCUGGCCAAGAAGCACCAGGUUUAUAUCGUGGGUGGAACUAUACCGGAACUGGGCGAAAAUGAUGCCAUCUAUAACACCUGUACGGUGUGGUCACCCACUGGUGACCUGGUGGCCAAACACCGGAAGAUGCACUUAUUCGACAUCGAUGUCAAGGGCGGUAUCCGCUUCAAGGAAUCAGAAACCCUGUCCGCAGGCAAUGACUUCACUACCAUCGAUGUUGAUGGCCACAAGAUUGGCAUUGGCAUCUGCUACGACAUCCGGUUCGAGGAGAUGGCCCGGCUCUAUCGCAACGCAGGCUGUGAGAUGAUCAUCUAUCCGGCUGCCUUCAACAUGACCACCGGCCCUCUGCACUGGGAGUUGCUCCAGCGAGCCCGUGCCAAUGAUAACCAACUCUUUGUAGUGACCACUUCACCAGCCAGGGAUGCCAGUGCCGAGUAUGUGGCCUAUGGCCAUUCUAUGGUGGUGGAUCCUUGGGCCAAAGUGCAGCAGAGUGCCAGCGAUGGCGAGGAGACUGUGGUGGCGGACAUCGACUUUUCCCUGGUGGAGCAAGUCCGUCAGCAAAUUCCCGUCUUUGGGCAAAGGCGUCUGGAUUUGUACGGCACUGAAAAGAAGUCCAAGUAAAGGAUUCUUAACCUUUGCCUUAACGAUUUAAAUCCAGGAGAAGAAUUGUAAUCUUAACCAUUGUUUUAAAUCCUAGAACUGAAUAGAAAUCUUGCAUUUAUGUUUGUUGAUUGUAUACAAAAUUUAAUAGUCCUAAACACAUGUUACACUGA